ACUAAAAAACACCAAAUCCAAAACUUCAAGACAAUGUUGGAAAUCACUUGCAAAGGCACACCCUAUGAGAUAGGAUACCAACAUGGCUCUCAAGCAGCAUCCCAAAUAAAAGGCAGUAUAUCCUUCUACACUUCCCUGUUUCAACAAAAUGUAAAAAUCUCCUGGCCGGAAGUUCAGAAAACAGCACUGGAAUUCGAGACUGUGAUUAGAAAGAAUUGGCCAGAGUAUUUGGAGGAGAUGAGAGGAAUAGCGGAUGGAGCAGGAAAAACACUCUCCGAUAUCAUAGCACUAAACGUGCGUACGGAGAUCAAUUUCGGCUUGUUCAGUGAUGGAUGUACUGCGCUUUCUUGGUUGCACGAGGACUCGAGUAUCCUGGCUCAAAACUGGGAUUGGAUGACCGAGCAAAAAGCCAACCUCAUCCUCCUCACCAUCGAGCAGAGUCCCAAACCCACAAUCAAAAUGGUGACAGAAGCAGGUCUGAUCGGUAAAAUCGGAUUAAACUCCUCAGGCGUAGGAGUAUGCCUCAACGCCAUAAGAGCAAAAGGAAUGGAUGCUUCUCGUAUACCCUGCCACCUAGCCCUCCGCCUAAUCCUCGACAGCAACUCCCUCACAGAAGCGGUGGACGAAUUGAAGAAGUUCGGUGUGGCGAGUUCUUGUCAUAUGCUCAUUGCAGAUGCAAACGGAAGCGUGGGGUUGGAAUGGAGUUAUAAAGACUUGCAAGUGUUGAAGAUGAAUGAGAGGAAUCAGGUAUUUCACUCCAAUCAUUAUCUGGUCGAGCAUCCGGGGGUGGAAGAUACGGUGUGGAUAGAAGACAGCAAGUUUAGGAUCAAACGGAUUCAGGAGAUAUGUGAAGGGUUGGGGGAUGAGCCGACGGUGAAGGAGGUGCAAGAGUUGUUCAAGGAUGAGAAGAAUUAUCCUUUUGCCAUUUGUAGGGCGGAGGAGCAGGGAAAUCAUUCUGGGACUUUGUUCAACAUCGUCAUGGAUUUGAAGGCGAGGAAGGCUUCGGUGAUUUUAGGCAGACCGACAGAGCCGGAAGGAUUGUAUGAGAUAGGAUUUUAG
This is a messenger RNA of Aureobasidium pullulans EXF-150, 1059 nucleotides long. Its product is annotated as AAT-domain-containing protein. Lineage: Eukaryota; Fungi; Ascomycota; Dothideomycetes; Dothideales; Saccotheciaceae. The transcript has 4 exons. The record is from RefSeq and is a predicted model, not a curated record. Bases 34 to 1059 code for a protein of 341 amino acids.